Plasmopara halstedii is the source of this 252-nucleotide messenger RNA. RefSeq lists its product as uncharacterized. The coding region runs from base 1 to 252 and encodes 83 amino acids. The transcript has 4 exons. The record is from RefSeq and is a predicted model, not a curated record. NCBI's taxonomy places the organism in Eukaryota, Oomycota, Peronosporomycetes, Peronosporales, Peronosporaceae.
AUGGUUGUCUGUGAUCUCAUGGAUAAAUUAAAGCCUCCUUAUCGCGGAUCUGGCAUAGAUACAAUCGCCAAGAAGAAUGUGGCCCGCAUCUUGUCAAGGCUACUGUCCAGCACGUUUAAGAAAUUGCUUAGUGAAGUCCCAGCACGCUCGAUCGCGAUCAUGAUUUUGUCUAUAGAAAGUCAGUCUUUUGUUACGAUUUCCAAAUUCUACUCUCAAGACCUCAACAUCAGCUUAUCCUUACGAAAGAAAUAG